ACAGACCACACUGAAUCAGAACCAAACAGGAACCAAGUCAUCUUCCAGGAAGCUACUGAAGCUGAGAACCAAAAUCAGGAAAGAAGAAAACCUUUCUCAUGUGACAUCUGUAAAAAGUGUUUUGCUUUCAAAUCUGCUUUUGAUGCUCACAUGAUAACUCAUACGGGUGAAAAGCCGUUUUCAUGUGUGAACUGUGGAAAAAGUUUUAGUCAAAAACAGCAUUUAACUCAGCACAUGAUGAUUCACACUGGUGAAAAGCCUUUUUCAUGUGUGAACUGUGGAAAAGGUUUUAGUCAAAAACAUCAUUUAACUCAGCACAUGAUGAUUCACACUGGUGAAAAGCCGUUUUCAUGUGUGAACUGUGGAAAACGUUUUAGUAAAAAACUUAGUUUAACUCAUUUAACUCAGCACAUGAGGAUUCACACUGGUGAAAAGCCGUUUUCAUGUGUGAACUGUGGAAAACGUUUUAGUCAAAAACUUAGUUUAACUCAGCACAUGAUGAUUCACACAGGUGAAAAGCCGUUUUCAUGUGUGAACUGUGGAAAACGUUUUAGUAAAAAACUUAGUUUAACUCAGCACAUGAUGAUUCACACUGGUGAAAAGCCGUUUUCAUGUGUGAAAUGUGGAAAAAGGUUUAGUCAAAAACUUAGUUUAACUCAGCACAUGAGGAUUCACACUGGUGAAAAGCCGUUUUCAUGUGUGAACUGUGGAAAAGGUUUUAGUCACAAACAGGUUUUAACUCAGCACAUGAUGAUUCACACUGGUGAAAAGCCGUUUUCAUGUGUGAAAUGUGGAAAAGGUUUUAGUCAAAAACAGCAUUUAACUCGGCACAUGAUGAUUCAUACUGGUGAAAAGCCGUUUUCAUGUGUGAACUGUGGAAAAGGUUUUAGUCGCAAACAGCAUUUAACUCAGCACAUGAUGAUUCACACAGGUGAAAAGCCGUUUUCAUGUGUGAACUGUGGAAAAGGUUUUAGUCACAAACAGGUUUUAACUCAGCACAUGAUGAUUCACACUGGUGAAAAGCCGUUUUCAUGUGUGAAAUGUGGAAAAGGUUUUAGUCAAAAACAGCAUUUAACUCAGCACAUGAUGAUUCACACUGGUGAAAAGCCGUUUUCAUGUGUGAACUGUGGAAAAGGUUUUAGUCGCAAACAGCAUUUAAGUCGGCACAUGAUGAUUCACAAUGGUGAAAAACCAUUUUCAUGUGUGAAAUGUGGAGAAAGUUUUCGUCACAAGGUGAGUUUAAUUCACCACUUGAGGCGUCACACAGGUGAAAAGCAGUAGAAGUAUUUUCCAUACAUGUUCUAUGUUGAGGUUCACUAUAGAACUGAUUUGGUUUAAAACUAGAAUGAAAGACUGGA
Messenger RNA from Xiphophorus hellerii (green swordtail), 1358 nucleotides. RefSeq names its product gastrula zinc finger protein XlCGF8.2DB-like. Gene Ontology annotation, molecular function: RNA polymerase II cis-regulatory region sequence-specific DNA binding; DNA-binding transcription factor activity, RNA polymerase II-specific. The coding region runs from base 151 to 1281 and encodes 376 amino acids. The record is from RefSeq and is a predicted model, not a curated record. The transcript is spliced from 2 exons. NCBI's taxonomy places the organism in Eukaryota, Metazoa, Chordata, Actinopteri, Cyprinodontiformes, Poeciliidae. Gene Ontology annotation, biological process: regulation of DNA-templated transcription.